CUGAGUUGCUAAGGCUGACUUUGAAGGUGUGAUCCACCUGCCUCAGCCUCCUGAGCCACUGGGAUUACACGUAUGCACCACCAUGCCUGGCUGCACUGCGUUCCUGAGUGAUUCCCAUCUGGGGGUACCAACUGUGUCUCCCCCUUUGAUACUGGGUGGACAUUCACAACUAUCUGGGCCACUAGGUUCCGAGGUAACUUUGUGUGCAGUGCAGAAUGGGGAAUGGGAAAGCUGUUUCAAGGACUUGCCAGGCCCUAUUUGACCACCGCCUUGCUGCCAGCCUGCUACUUGCUCCCCGUACAGGGCUGACCUGGGGACACGUGUGCACUGCUCCAGCACACUGGCAUUUUUCUUCUCCUCAACCACUCAGGCAGACUCCUGCCUCUGGUCCUUUGUGCUCACUGGGGUCUCUUCUCCCAGAGGCUAGCUCGAUGUCAUCAGUCUCUUCCAUCUUCACUCAAACACACCCCCUUGGUGCAGACUCCUUUAACUCUUCUUAAAACUACAUCCCCAAAAGGAUAUAGAAGGCCAAGUAAAUAUGGAAUGGAUGAUGGAUUAGAAAAUCACCAGUGGAUACUCAGAUUAGUGAGUGCGAGAUCCAUGAGGGAUGGGAAGUUUACCUUAUCUCAGAGUGCCACAGCCAUGGAGGGCUGCGGCUCAGAUCUCAGUACCGUGGCUGCCACUGUGCUGCAAGCCCACAGGAGCAUUUCAGCUGAGGGCACACUUUUCUCAGCCGGGCCCCGAGCACAGAUGGGCACCAGGAAGUGGCUGUUUUCACCUGACACAGGAUUUCUCUAUCAGGCUGUCUUUGCUUUAGCACCACUGGGUCAGCGAGAUGCUGCAACAGAGCCUGCCCAGUCUUGACUCCUUCAGCAGGCAUCAGGCAGCACACCUCUAAUUCCUCACUUGCCUCCACAUCUGCUUACCAGAAGGCCUGGGACAAGUAUUUCCUCCCAAGGCACUUUCCAGUUACAAAGGAGGACACAGUGGAGAAGGCUCCCAAACAUUAGCCAGUAUCAAAGCAGAUAUUGCCAAGUGGGACAGAGAGGGUCUCAGCCUCCCAACACCAGGCAGCAAUCAGGAUGCACUGCCCAGGAAGCAGACUCAGGUCAAGGGAAAUGCUGCAGAAUAGCCUGCUGGCUUCAGGAAUCCCAGGAGCAGAAAAGAAGAGAUAGGUUGAAGAAAUAUUCCAGAUCAAUACUAAAAAUUAGACACGACAAGCAAAUGCCACACAUGACCCUGGUCUGGCUCCCCAAACAGGGAGAAAAGGGACAAAGGAUAUUUGGUCAACGUGAACUGUGGACCAUUGGUACCGGCCCUGUACUACUGUUGUAUUUUCUGAUUUUGAUCAUUGUACUGUGGUUAGUAAAAGAAUGUCCUUCUUCUUAGGAAAUACAUAGUAUUUAGAUAUCUCCAAUUUCCUAUCAGAUGAUUGGGCCCCAAAGUAUGUAAAUAUUUAUAAAAAGAAUAAUUAAAAAACGAAGCAAAACGUAAAUGACCCUUUGGGUUAAAUAUAUCGGCGGGGAUGACAAAUGGAGCAAAGUGUAAACAGUUGGUGAACAGGGUGAGUUUCCUGCAAUAGUCUUGUGACUUUUCCGUAACUUAAAACCAUAUCCACGUGAAAAGGUAACAAAAAAGUCACAGACUCCCACUUCGCUCUUGGUUUUUCCACUGGGGACUGGACCCAGGGCGCUUUGCCACCCAAAUGCACCCCCGGCCUUUCCGAUUUCAUAUUUUGAGGCAGCGUCUUGCCAAGCUGCCCAGGCCGGCCCGGAGCUGGCGCCCCUCCUGCCGCGGCCGGUCGCCACGCCCGUCGGGUUGCCCCGGCCCACGCCCACCGCACCCGGCUUAUGCAGCCUGGAUUUCGCCACGAUAAAAAACGUGGUUUGCAGGAAAACGAACGGAACCUGAGGCCUCCUGUUGAGCGAAAUAAGCCCGACCGGGAAGGCCCGGGUGGCACGCCGGCGCGGGCCGCCCCUUCGGCCGCAGCGUGCGCUGGCGGGCCGCGGCGGCCGUCGCCAGGCCCUGGCUCGCUGCUCCCCGGUGGCUGGGGGACCGCCGCACCCCGCGGAACCCAGAGAGCGAGCCCGGAGGCGCCCCGGAAGGCGCGGGGCGCACCGGAAGUCCUCGGCGCCGCCUUUCCGGAAGUGGCGGCGGCAGCCCCGCGGCGGCGGCACGCCAUGGUCUUCCUCACCACGCGGCUCUGGCUGCGGAACCGCGUCACCGACCGCUACUUUCGCGUCCAGGAGGUGCUGAAGCACGCGCGGCACUUCCGCGGCAGGAAGAACCGCUGCUACCGGUUGGCCGUCCGCGCGGUGACCAGAGCCUUCGUGAAAUGCACGCGAGCCCGCAGGCUGAAGAAGCGGACUCUGCGGAUGCUCUGGAUUAAUCGAAUUACAGCUGCCUCCCAGGAACACGGUCUGAAGUACCCAGCAUUAAUUGUCAACUUAAUUAAGUGCCAGGUGGAGCUUAACAGGAAAGUCCUUGCAGACCUGGCCAUCUAUGAACCGAAGACUUUCAAAUCUUUGGCUGCUUUGGCUCAAAGGAGGCGACAGGAAGGAUUUGCUGCUGCCUUGGGGGAUGGGAAGGAGCCUGAGGGCAUAUUUUCCAGAGUGGUGCACCACCACUGAGAGCAGCAGCAUUGGAUUUGGACAAGACUUUCCCUUGGUGAUCGUAGCUAGGAUAGGAGCUAUGUGAUAACUGAGUGAAGUCUGGGUUUGAUUUGUCAUUCUGUUUAUUGCCAUUUCAGUAACAGGCCCUGCCUUCUCUGGGUGGGACACAGUCACAGAAAUGUCUUAUGCAGAUCAUGGGCAUAAAGCUUUUGCAGUCUUUGA
Messenger RNA from Sciurus carolinensis (gray squirrel), 2834 nucleotides. It is a transcript of the gene Mrpl20, whose product is annotated as mitochondrial ribosomal protein L20. Gene Ontology annotation, molecular function: rRNA binding; structural constituent of ribosome. Gene Ontology annotation, cellular component: ribosome. Gene Ontology annotation, biological process: translation; ribosomal large subunit assembly. The record is from RefSeq and is a predicted model, not a curated record. The transcript has 4 exons. NCBI's taxonomy places the organism in Eukaryota, Metazoa, Chordata, Mammalia, Rodentia, Sciuridae. The coding region runs from base 1851 to 2630 and encodes 259 amino acids.